This is a messenger RNA of Peromyscus maniculatus bairdii (prairie deer mouse), 2077 nucleotides long. RefSeq names its product REC8 meiotic recombination protein (gene Rec8). Gene Ontology annotation, cellular component: meiotic cohesin complex. Gene Ontology annotation, biological process: double-strand break repair; meiotic sister chromatid cohesion. Gene Ontology annotation, molecular function: protein binding; chromatin binding. The record is from RefSeq and is a predicted model, not a curated record. NCBI's taxonomy places the organism in Eukaryota, Metazoa, Chordata, Mammalia, Rodentia, Cricetidae.
UCAGUCUCCAAGAGCCUAUGGCCUGGAACUGAGUUUUGCUGCCAGGCACCCGGAGUCCGAGCUUCGCCUCCGCCGCUCCCCAUUGGCUGUCGUGGCGCAAAGCCCUGGAGAGCGUGCUCCUGGUCCCGCCGGAGGGAGACUGGACCUAGAGCCAGGUCCAGACGCUCGACGCCGAGGACUCAGUCUUCCCUGAAGACUCUCUUUUGUCGCUGCCAGGCUUCCCCUUGGACCUCCCCAUCUCUGUCCAGGACGCCAGUUCUGAAGAAGAAUUCGGAUUGAGAGCCAAACGGGAUUGGUGCUGGGCGUGAGACCGAGCGAAGAUGUUCUACUAUCCCAACGUGCUUCAGCGCCACACAGGCUGCUUCUCCACGAUCUGGCUGGCGGCAACCCGAGGCAGCCGGUUGGUGAAGCGCGAAUACCUGAAAGUGAACGUGGUGAAGACCUGUGAGGAAAUCCUCAAUUAUGUGCUGGUGCGAGUACAACCUCCGAUGCCCGGGCUGCCCCGGCCCCGCUUCUCCCUCUACCUCUCCGCCCAGCUUCAGAUUGGUGUCAUCAGGGUGUACUCACAGCAGUGCCAGUACCUUGUGGAAGACAUCCAGCACAUCCUGGAGCACCUUCACCGGGCCCAGCUGCGGAUUCGGAUUGAUAUGGAGGAGGCUGACCUACCUAGCUUGCUUCUUCCCAACUGCCUGGCCAUGAUGGAGACACUGGAAGAUGCCCCAGAACCGUUUUUUGGGACGAUGUCUGUGGAUCCCAGACUUCCCAGUCCAUUUGAUAUUCCUCAGAUUCGACACCUUUUGGAGGCUGUGACCCCAGAGAAAACUGACAGGCCCUUAGCCACCGUGCAGUCUCCUGAGAUCAUCACCCUACAGGAGGCAGAGCCCAUACGCAUGUUGCGGAUUGAGGGGGAGCAGGAUCUCCCAGAGGUCAGUCGAGGAGAUUUGGACCUGCUGAUCGCCGAGGAAGACGACGCCAUACUGCUGGAGGAGCAGCGGCGGCGAGGCCGGCUGCGGAGGGCGGCCCCGGCACUGGAUGAAUCCAAGGAAGAACCCCGGGCCCUGGAGGGUGAUGGUGUGGUCCCCUCCCUCUCACCUCCAGCCCCUGCACAGGUUGAAGAGACAGGAGAAGCACCUCCAGGCCAGGUCUUCCCUCCCGAGGUACAGAAGUUGACAGGCUGGGAGCCAGGGGCCCUCCUCACGGAGGUGACCCCGCCUCGGGAGCUGCGUCUACCUGCCCCGCCUAGUCCAGAGAAGAGGCCCCCGUCUCCCCUGAGGCGACCUGCCCGACGCCGCCGACGCCGCCAGUUACUAUUCUGGGACAAGGAGACUCAGAUCUCCCGGGAGAAAUUUGAGGAACAAUUACAGCCCGGAGUUCACUGCUCGGAGUAUCCCGUGGUCCAGCCCGAAAGGAUGAUCACAAGCCCGGCGGAGCUCUUCGGAACCCCGACUGUCUCUGGCUGGCUGGCCCCGGAACUACUAGCGUUCUGGACCCGCUGUGCCCAGGUGCCCCCAAGGAUGCUCAGACAGAGACCACCCCUGGAGCCUGUAGAGGCAGCUGAGGAGAGGGGCGUGGCGGACGAGGAGGACCGAAGAAAGACCGAAGGGCUGAGUGAGAUUGAGGUUCUGAGGGAGGCCCAGGAGCCCAGUGGUCCCCUCAUGCUCUCUUCAGAGCUCUCCCUGGAAGCAGCUGAAGAGGAAAAGUCCCGUACUAGCCUCAUCCCCCCAGAAGAACGGUGGGCCUGGAUGGAGGAGGGGCAGCCAGAGGCCCCAGCACUGCCCAUGCUGCCUGAACUCCCCGAAGCGCCCGUGGAGAUGCCUCCAGGGCCGGAGCUGCUCACUUCCGAGGCUGUGUUUAGGGCCGUAGCCCUGGAGCGGCAGGCCAACAGGGCGCCUGACUUCAGCAGCCUGGUGCCCCCUCUCAGCCCCCGCAAGUUGGCUUCUCGGGUCUUCUACCUGCUCCUGGUACUGUCCGCACAGAAGAUCCUUCGUGUGGAACAAGAGAAGCCAUAUGGGCGCCUCCUGAUUCAUCUGGGACCCAGAGUCCACUGAGCAAGUUCAUUAAACCAUAGCCUACCUCA